This is a messenger RNA of Eurytemora carolleeae, 1442 nucleotides long. RefSeq lists its product as uncharacterized. Gene Ontology annotation, molecular function: phosphatidylinositol binding; methyltransferase activity. Lineage: Eukaryota; Metazoa; Arthropoda; Copepoda; Calanoida; Temoridae. The record is from RefSeq and is a predicted model, not a curated record. Bases 21 to 1415 code for a protein of 464 amino acids. The transcript has 2 exons.
UAGUUGAACGACAAUAAGGAAUGAAGCUUCUUGUCUUAUCAGUAUAUUUAACUGUCACUCUAGGCCUUCAUGAAGGUUCCUUUAUCCCUCCGUAUCAAGAGGGUGAACCAUUGGCUAUGUCAGUUGUAGCUCUGGAUCCUCCAGACUUUCGAGGAGCAGAGGUUUACAGGAUAGAGUUUGAUCUUCUCAUCAAGAGUGGGGAAGUUGAAGCUGGUAUGAUCCAUAGAUCUUUGGCAGAUUUUGAAAAGUUCAACGACAUUCUUCACUCAAGGUUUUUCACCUUUGGAAAUGUAAAUGAUGUUGUCUUCCCUGAAAAUCCAGAUAAAGAUUCAUUAAAUGACUACCUACAAGCUGCUAUUGCUCACGAAAAGGUGUUUAAAUCAACUGAGCUUCAGGAUUUCUUGGGAAUUAACUGGUCAGGAUUUGAUUUAAAGUUUAUGGAGUCUCUCCCUGAGUUUAUGAAAAUUGUCAUCCCUCAACUUUACAGAGCUCCUGAAUUUGCUCCUGAACCCCCAAUUUUCUCAUGCGAAGAAGAUUCUAUUACAGCACCUGAAACCCCAUUUGAGGUUUACACUUAUUUGCAGGCAUUCAGAGCAAGAGGAAACUUAGAAGAGUAUUUAAAUUUUUUCAACACAUUUGUAAGUACUUAUCCUUCAUUUGCUGGAUUAGAAGAUGAUUCAGAUGUUCAGCCUACUGGAGUGUCUGUUGACAUCCCUUCCCAUUUCAACCAGACAUAUGUACACUUUUUGCCUGGUGGAUACCUUAAUGGACACACUGUCAGGAUCUCAUAUUUGGGACGUUCAAAGUUCAAUUUUCUCCAUGAGGACCUAUUGACUGAAUGGCUCAUCAAGCUGCAUGGAGAUAAGAAACCCAAGAGAAUUUUAGAUAUUGGAACUGGACCGGGGUUUUCAGCAUUUGUUCUAGCUAAAAUCUUUCCUGAUGCAGAGGUUGUUGCUGUUGAUCUUGCUGCUCCGUACAUCAGAAUGGCAAGACAAUGGCAGUCAUUGAGAAAUGUGAGUAACAUUGAAUUUUAUCAUGCCAAUGCUGAAGACCUUUCCUGGCUGGAAUCUGAGUCUUUUGACUUUAUCAACUAUGCCUAUGUACUCCAUGAAAUGCCAGCAGAGAACGCUCUUCGGAUUAUUUCAGAAAUGUACAGGCUCACAGCUCCUGGGGGAACCAUGAAUGGAUUUGAAGUUCCUUAUCCUGAUAACGUUGUUGAGAGAUUUGCUCUUGUAGAGUUCAAUACCUGGGGACAUGUCUGGGAUGCCCCUGGAGAAAAAGGACCUGAACCUUAUAUGAUGGAGUAUGAAUUUGGUACAAUGAUCACACAAGCACUGGAUGCUGUUGGAUUUAAAGAUUUAGAAAUUGUUGAGUAUUCUUACUUUGAAAGUGUUUUCAUUGCAACAAAGAAUUAGAUAAAAAAUGGAUACAAAGUUGGUAAA